AUGAAAUUUAAAUCAAUAUUUGCCUUCUUCGAUCUCAUCCUUUUGGUCUCGGCGACGCAUUUAUCAAAAGGUGCGCUCGGAGAUCCUGUCGAAAAUAGCCUCUUUGAUUCUUUUGUGUCGUUACCCAUAAGCUCCAAAAAUGUGAUUCGUAAUUACACAUUAAAACUAAGAAAGGUUCUUCUUUCUCCUGACAAAUUUGCUCGUCAAGUAUGGUCAGUGAAUGGACAAUAUCCUGGUCCCCUGAUUCGUGCAAAUGUUGGUGAUGUACUUAACAUCACUGUCAUCAACAUGCUUGGCGAUCCAUCCUCAAUUCAUUGGCACGGCCUUGAACAAAGAAACAAUAAUUGGUAUGAUGGAGCUACUGGAGCCACUCAAUGUCCUAUUCCAAACGGGGUCAAUUUUUCAUACGUGCUUAACCUCACACAGUCCGGGACCUACUGGUAUCAUUCACAUUUUUUUUCCCAAUACGUUGACGGCUUAAAGGGACCAAUCGUUAUUCAUGAUCCAAACGAUCCUCACAAGAACAAAUUCGAUUUAGAAUAUGUGAUGACAGUUUCCGAUUGGUAUCACAAUCCGACGGGCAGUCCAGGCAUGCUACCAUUGUUUCGUAGCAAAAAUUAUUUCGGAGUCGACCCUCUACCUGAUUCCGGUGAAAUUAGCGGAGUCGGACAUUACAAUUGUACCAUUCCGACGUGUGAUCCCAGCGAAUUCGCCACAUAUAAUGUACAAAGUGGAAAAAGAUAUAGAUUCAGAAUAAUUAACAUGAGUGCGAUGUCACACUUCCGAAUUUCCAUUGAUCAACACCCACUCACUGUCAUCGAAGUCGAGGGAACGGCAAUCGAACCAAUCACGGUUGACUCGCUUCCAAUCAAUAUUGCCCAAAGAUACUCUGUGUUAGUUGUGGCCAACCAAUCUGUUGGAAAUUAUUGGAUCCGAGCGAAUCUUUCACAUUGUAGUCUACCAAGGGAUAAUCUAACGAUUAACUAUGACACACCCUUACUUACGAACACUCAUAUCACCGGUAUUCUUCGCUACGAUGGUGCGCCUAUUACAAAUCCCACUUCUGAGGCAUAUCCUGCCAACACAUCUGAUUGCUACGAUCUCGACCCUUUGAUCUUGAAACCCCUGAACCCACUGAGUCCAGCGGUGCCACAACAUACGAAUGUCACACGCAUCAACCUAGAGAUCUCUUUCCGAUUUCUGCGGAUAGGCGAUGACUACAUAGCAGGCGCAGCAAUCAAUAAUUCUACGUACCAUCCGUCUUUUACCUAUCCGUCAAAUCAAAAGGUCAUUGAUAAUUACCGAUUUUCAACCUCCGACAACGCAUAUACCUAUAACAUUUAUAACGAACCUAUUGAGAUUCUUGUGAAUAAUACCGAAAAUCGAACUCACCCCUUUCAUUUGCACGGGCACACAUUCUGGAUCGUCGCCCAAGGUGUGGUGGGUAGCUAUAAUCAAUCACUCAGUUCUCUAGAGUAUGAUUAUGACAAUCCUGUUCUCCGUGACACAUUAACCAUUAAGGAGCUUAGCUUGACAGUAAUUAGGUAUUACGCUAAUAACCCAGGCGUUUGGCUAUUUCAUUGUCACGUCGAAUGGCACGUUGAGAUGGGAAUGGUUGCCCAGUUGAUAGAAUUACCAGAUGCACUUCGGAAUUUAUCUAUUCCCGAAAGUGUGACCAGCCUUUGUCAUUCGUAUGAUAACCGAUAA
Molecule: messenger RNA, 1707 nt
Organism: Acaulospora morrowiae
Lineage: Eukaryota; Fungi; Glomeromycota; Glomeromycetes; Diversisporales; Acaulosporaceae
Source: the annotation of a GenBank genome assembly